GCUGUCUGUCGAAACAAUGGCUUCUUCUCUUACCAAAUGCCCACCUGGUUUGGUACUACAAAAUACGUAAAACCUCUUGUCCAAAAAUUAUGUUCACAUGAGCAGAUGCUGUGUAGCAAGACAUGCUACAACUCCGUCAACAUUGGUUUCUUGAUAGAUGGUUCCAGCAGCAUUGGAGACAGCAACUUCCGUCUUGUGCUUGAAUUCAUCAGCAAUGUUGCAAAGGCUUUUGAGAUCUCUGACAUUGGUUCCAAGAUUGCAGCAGUGCAGUUCACAUAUGAUCAGCGUCCCGAGUUUGGCUUCACAGACUACACCACAAAAGAAAAGGUCCUCUCUGCUAUCCGGAACAUUCGCUACAUGAGUGGUGGCACUGCUACUGGUGAUGCCAUUUCUUUCACAACCAGAAAUGUGUUUGGGCCAGUGAAAGAUGGACCUAACAAAAACUUCCUCGUUGUUUUGACUGAUGGCCAGUCUUAUGAUGAUGUUAGGGGUCCUGCUGCUGCUGCACAAAAAGCAGGAAUAACAGUCUUCUCUGUUGGUGUUGCCUGGGCACCUCUGGAUGAUCUGAAAGACAUGGCUUCUGAACCAAGAGAAUCGCAUACUUUCUUCACUAGGGAGUUCACGGGAUUGGAGGUGAUGGUUCCUGAUAUUAUUAGAGGCAUCUGUAAAGAUUUUUUGGACUCUAAACAAUAA
Pterocles gutturalis (yellow-throated sandgrouse) is the source of this 693-nucleotide messenger RNA. RefSeq names its product cochlin. The transcript has 2 exons. The record is from RefSeq and is a predicted model, not a curated record. Lineage: Eukaryota; Metazoa; Chordata; Aves; Pterocliformes; Pteroclidae. The annotation marks the transcript as partial.